CCGCCGCCCUUACCCCGCCCCCACCCUUGUCUCUCUAUUUUGCCCCUCCUAUUCUUUCUUCUUUUCUCCGGCUCCGCUCAAUCUGUCGCUGCUGUUGCUGUCGCCGGUGAGGUUAUUAAUUUUUUUUUUUUUUUUUAUCUCCUCUUUCUUCUUCUACCCUGCUGCUGCUACCGGUGAUUAAGAUUUUAGUUCCAGCUUAAUCUGAGAGGAACGGUGGAAGAAUGGAAUCAAAACCCUCGAUUUCCUCUUCAAGCUUUGUUGGUCAGGAAGUGUAUCCUGGAGAUGUGGUGUUGGACCUCUCUAAAAUGACUGACCAAACUAUCAAGCUUGGGGGCGGUCUCCGUCAGGAUGGUGAUGCUAUAUCUGUAAUGAAAGCUGGGACAUUGAGGUAUUCAAAGCCAAAUAAGUACUGGGUAGAAAGUUCCCAUAAACGGUAUGUACCAAGUGUUGGGGAUAAUGUACUCGGAAUAGUCGCCGAUACAAAAGCCGAUAAUUUUCUCGUGGAUAUAAAAGGCCCCACCUUGGCAUUUCUCCCCGUCCUCGCUUUUGAAGGUGGAACCAGGAGAAAUAUUCCCAAAUUUCAGAUAGGAACUUUGUUGUAUGUUCGGGUUGUGAAGGCAAACACCGGCAUGAAUCCCGAGCUGUCAUGUAUGGAUGCGUCUGGGAAAGCAGCAGAGUACGGUCCUCUUAAAGAUGGGUUCAUGUUCGAAUCAUCAACCGGAUUAUCUCGAUCUUUGCUGAGCACUCCACCAUGUACAGUUCUCGAGACUCUCGGGAAAAAACUUGCUUUCGAGAUUGCUGUUGGUUUGAACGGUCGAAUUUGGGUGAAUGCUGCUACCCCGUCCGUCACCGUUCUUGUUGCAAAUACGAUAAAGAGAACAGAAUCGAUGAGUCCCGGCCAGCAGAAAGUUCGGGUGGAAAGUCUGCUGCAGAAACUGCAAUGAAGAAUUGGUGAAUGUAUCGACAAAUUGGUAUUCGGUAUCCAUUUUUUGGUCACUAUGAACAUUGAGGAUGAUUUAGAGUAGUUCGGUUGUCUUUUAAAUUUAAGUUGAUAUUUUAAGUUAACAUUGAUGAGAAUCGUGUCAAAAAAACAUUAUAUAUAAAAUAUAUUAUUUUAA
Messenger RNA from Andrographis paniculata, 1118 nucleotides. RefSeq lists its product as uncharacterized. Gene Ontology annotation, cellular component: cytoplasmic exosome (RNase complex); nuclear exosome (RNase complex). Gene Ontology annotation, molecular function: RNA binding. Lineage: Eukaryota; Viridiplantae; Streptophyta; Magnoliopsida; Lamiales; Acanthaceae. The record is from RefSeq and is a predicted model, not a curated record. The transcript has 10 exons. Gene Ontology annotation, biological process: U4 snRNA 3'-end processing; TRAMP-dependent tRNA surveillance pathway; exonucleolytic trimming to generate mature 3'-end of 5.8S rRNA from tricistronic rRNA transcript (SSU-rRNA, 5.8S rRNA, LSU-rRNA). The coding region runs from base 222 to 944 and encodes 240 amino acids.